This is a messenger RNA of Labeo rohita (rohu), 10726 nucleotides long. Its product is annotated as BAH and coiled-coil domain-containing protein 1. The transcript has 28 exons. Gene Ontology annotation, molecular function: chromatin binding. Lineage: Eukaryota; Metazoa; Chordata; Actinopteri; Cypriniformes; Cyprinidae. The record is from RefSeq and is a predicted model, not a curated record. The coding region runs from base 507 to 8717 and encodes 2736 amino acids.
CUGGUCAGAUUGGGACCGCUGUCUGACAGACCCCCUCCAAUUUACAUGCUCACCCACUCACCAACUCACACACACACACUCAUCCAGAUUGGCCCCUGAGGGUCCCUCCACUUCCCGCUCUACACGUCCCUCCAGCAUUGUGAAACAGGAGCGCCAUCCCAGUUGUCUACAAACCAAUAGGAAUGUUUGGCUACCAAUUCUUCUAAUGUUUUCAAGAUGGCUUUGACUCUUAUAAGGAAAUCCCCCCAGUUUAGUAGCCAUUUGAAAUUCCUGCUCCUUUUUUACAGCGAGGAAGUGUUUUCUGAGUCACAGGGCGAGAGCCAGUCGUGCGCCCCAGUCUGUCUGAGGCUAGGGAGUUUGGAGGAGCGCUCGCUGUUGAUACGUGAGGAUUGUACGAGGUGCCGAGACUCUUAUGAGAGUCUGAGGUUCUGCUUUUUUGAACUCCAGAUCUAACAUCUGUUUUCUGUAAACGAUAAAGAACAGAGGACUCAAGUGACCCUUACGGGAUGUUUUUACUGGGCAGUGGACUGAUGGGCAACUCCUCAGCGUCCUUCAUGGGGACGUUCCUGGCCAGCAGUCUAGGCUCCCCUCCCUCACACCCACCACACCCUUCCAGAGCACCGUCCUCUCCCUCUUCUCCUCCUUAUCGUGGGGGUCCUCACUCCAGCGCCUCUCAGAUCUGGUUCCCCCACUCACAUGAAGCAGUCCCAGGGUAUCCUCGCUUCUCAGGGAGUCUAGCCCACACCUUUCUUCCCAUAAGCCAUUUAGAUCACCAUGCCAACAGCGGGGUCCUCUAUGGACAGCACCGUUUCUAUGAUACUCAAAAAGAGAACUUCUACUUAAGAAGCCUCCCGUCCCAGCCCCCACUCAUCUCAGCCAAUCACAACAUCCAGCCCAUGUCAAGGGCAGGAUCAGGACAACCCCAGGGCUCAUGCAGCAGGGACAGAGAUGCAGGAAGUGGGAUGAGCCUACAAAAGGGUCUUAAAGAGCCUAGCUUAGACAGAGGUGUGGUUUCAUCUGCAAAAGAUAAAGACAGGCCUAGUAAUAAACAUGAUUCUAAAGAUCGCCAUCACCACCAAAUGCCCCAUCAUCAUUCACAUCAACCGCAGCUCCACCCACAACACCCAGCCACUAUGGAAGAGAUGAACGGCAGGGGGCACAAAGCCUCUCUGCCUAUGGAGUAUAAGGAACAUCCACAGAGCAUGGGAAAACCUCUUAGUGCCUGUCUGCUCAAUGGAAAGAUGCUAAAUGGGGACCAUGGAACUGGGGCAAAAGGCUCCAUGACUGCUUGUGGUGGGGAUGGGGUGGGUAGAGGUCACAUAGGGUCCAAUAAUGUCCAAAACAGACACGUGGGUGGUGGCACUAAUGGGCGCUGUGGUAAAGAGGCGAUAAGUGGGGAGAUGCAGAUCAGUGAACAGCCUCCUACAGACUGUCUGGAGCGAGGCCAGGCACUGCAGCAUUCUUUGCCCUACUCUGUGCCUCCUCCACUGCCCAUGGCUGCUGGAGGGGGGCAUCCUAGUGGCUUCCACUGUCUGCAGCUCCAUCCUGGCCACCCCCAUCAUCCACACCAAAAUCGCCACUCACAUCAUCACCCUGACUUUUUCUGCCCUCCACCGCCAGCCCCCAUGGGAAAUCCUUCCGUACACGAUAAAGGAAUCAAUAGUGGUGGCUGCAGAGACCCCAAAGUGACUGGAGCCACAUUUGUUCCAUCUGUUAGCCACCUUGGGGAGAAAACUGGAGGCCCCUUCCAGAUGGGCAGCUCAGAGUGCCAGGGGGUUGGGGGCGGAGGGAACAGUGUCAAGGACAAGACCAUGGAAAAGACUGGCAAUGGGGGGCAUCAUGGUAACUGGCCCAGGAAACAACAGCAUCAACCUCCGACCCAGCAGCAGCAUCCCUACAGAAAAGCUGAAAAAGCCCCUGACUGGAUGCACAACCACAACCACAACCACCAUCAUCACCUACAGCAACAACAGCAGCAACAGCAGCAAAGCCAUUCCCAGCAACACCAGACUGUGCGCUCCCGCAGUGCUGACUGCAUCAACAGUAUGGAAACAGACAUCUUCAGAUCUACACUGACUCAAGAGACAAAGACUGUUCAUCCUCUACCCAACCAAACCAACACCAAUUCCCAGCCCUACAGAGACUGCUCACACUCCGGGCCUCCAACCAUUCCCUCGCCUCUUGCUGGAAAGACCAUGACCCAGCACACGGGUGGAGGAGGACAUGGAAGCUGCUCUAUGCAGCGAGAUGGACAGAAGGUUGCCCGCAUUCGCCACCAACAGCACAGUAGGGCUGGCCCCGAUACCCCUGGCACAGACAUGGCCCAGGCUACUGGGAACCAGGAGAUGAAGCGGAAGAUGGAAAUGUCUCCUUAUGGCUACAACAACAAUGCGCAGCAUCACCAACAUCAGCAGCCAUCAGUGCCACCUUGGGCCAUGCAACCUCAUCACAUCCACUCUGAAGAGAACCAGCACAAAGCUUACAUGGAAGCUAAUAGUGGAGCUGCCAACAACAGACCACCCACACAACAGCAGCACCAGACAGCAGGAAUGGGUCCUCCUCCGCCUCCUCCUCUUCAUCCAGCUCCUCCUCAAAAUCAGCAGGAGGUCACAAACUCACAGGGAGAGAACAGUGCCAUGAAAAACCUUCUGAAGUACAGCAACCAGCAGCCUCUCCUCCUGUCCCAGAAGAGCCCAUUUGGAGGGCUUGGGAACCUCAAAACAGGGCCUAAUGGCACCAGCUGCUCUAUUCAGGGAGGCAAGCAGACCCUACCCUCCAGGAAAGGCCAAAGCCAUGAAAGCGACCGAGCUGACUGCGGUGGACGUGGCCGGGAGAUAGGAGAUGCCCCACAUGUAGAGGGGGAGGUGCGACAGCCUCCGGUAGGGAUUGCUGUUGCUGUGGCAAGACAGAGAGAGCCACCAUGCCAAGCAUCAGGCAGCCAUCCCAGCAGUCGACAGGGGCGGGUGCACUCCACCAUGAAAGGCACUCCACGCUCCAUGUAUCCUUCAGAUUCACCAGGAGAGGAGGAGAGGAAAAGGACGAGUGUAGAACACAUGGGCCACCGGUGCUUAGAGAGAGAACGAGAUGUGUAUAUCAGGGAUAACAAGGAAAGGGUGGAAUUUGCACACAUCCAUCCCUCAAACAGUUGCCAUGGUGACCUCACCUCUCACAUCAUGGUGCCAGGUGGCACUUCCAUGCAGUCGAGCCAAUUAGGAGACCCAGCUGCACAUACACAUUCUGCUCACCACCACUGGAUGCCACGAACAGGAAGUCCCUCCCUCUGGAUGACAGGUCACUCCUAUGGUAUUGGCCACACAACUCUGCACCAGAAUCUCCCACCUGGGUUUUCUGCAGCUAUGCCUGCACCUCUUCAACCAGUUCUACCCCUGCCCCAGGACCCCUCCACCCAACUGGUGGUGCUGCCCAGUGAGCCUGCCUCACACCCGGCUACUCACCUUGAUGUGAUGGAGCAGCCUGGUCUGUGGCCCCCAGUCUACAGGGCUCGAGGGGCCCACUCCCACAUGCAGCAUCCUGCUGUGUAUCCUCGUUCACAGUUUCUACGGCAACAAGAGCUUUAUGCUCUCCAGCAACACCAGCAGCUGCAGCAUCAGCAACACCCCAGCCAUCACACGCCACCACCUCCAUCACACAGAGCAGCAAACAACAUAGAGCUGCAGCAGAGAGCCACAGCCGAUCACAGCCAGGUGCAAAAGAAACCAGAAGAGCAGAGCAUGGAGCUAGAAGACAUUCUCUCUGACCCCAGGACUCCCAAACCUGCUAAGUGCUAUGCCUACGGCCCAUCCAACCGGACCUCCUCACCUCCCAGGGGCUCCACUGCCCACUUGUCACCCUGCUGCCAGUCCCCUUGUAUGCGGCCUCACCCUAAAAGCACACCCUCUACUCCCUGUCCUGCCCCAAGUCCAAUAGCUGCUACACCCCGCUCACCAGCCAUCAGCCCUUCUCCAUCACAGUUGCACAAAACUGUUGAGUCCCAGGAAAAGAGGGUGGAAGGCCAGCCACCACAAGACUAUCCCCAAUCCAUGGAGCCUGAUCUACCACCAGGAUAUACCUAUCCAGAAAUCAACAUGGGAUAUAGAAAUGGCCCGACCACUCAAGAUGUACAACUGGCAGAGCCUGCUGAUCUGGAGGCUGUUCAGACUGAACCUGUUGAACACUCUCCUCCAGCUCUCUCCAGCUUGGGAGAGGGCCUAGAAUGUCAUGCAAUGGUGAGGCCACUCCAAGAACCACAAGAGCCAACAACGGAAGUUGAUGCCACUAGUCUGGUUGUGGAACAGCCUGAGGGUGUAUUUGUGGAAGGGGAGGAUGUCGAGACAGUCAUGGCCAUGGGCUGCUGUGAACCCGCAGAGGAUAAUCAGGAAAAGGAGCACACCGAGAUAAUUUGCAUGCCUGCUGAAGUUUCAGGCUGUGAAGUAGGACAGGUACCUACCCUAUCAUCUGAGGAAGUAAUCCAUCAAGAAGAACCAAUUGUUACCUUUGAGGAAGAAGUGGGUGAACAUAUACCUCCUCAAGAGAGUGAAGACACUGACACACUGAAGGAUCAGAGACCUCCAGUACCACAACCAUGUGUCUCUGAUUGUUCACUCAACCAGCUGCCAAACACCACCGCCCAAGCAGAGGUUGUAGUGGUUGCUGAGGAAGAUCAAGAGAAAAACUGUGUGAAGGUUCUAUCCCCAACUAUGAAUACCUGCUCCCAGAGUCUCACAACAAGUUACUGGAGUUUGGAGCUCUUGAUUGCAGCAGCCUUUUGUGGUGACUGUCCUCCUCCUUCACCACCUUCCUCUUAUCAAUCCCAGAGAUAUUGUGGCCCACUAAACUCAACCUGUCAUGGCAUGGAAUUGCUGAGUGAGCUGGCUGAUCUGGAACUGCAACGGUAUCACCAAAGUUGUGGUAAAACUCAAGGAGAAGAUCAAUGGAUUUUUGACCUGCAGAGUCUUGCUACUUUGGCAGCAGCUCGUGCCCUAGAAUUGGGCUCACAGGACAGCAGCACCACAGAUGCUGAGAAGCAGUUCCCUGCUCGAAGAACUCUCAACUUGCGCAGAAAAUGCAGCUGGACUCCACGGCAUGAGCCGGUGUGCCCAGUGAAAGGUACCAUGGACAGUAUGGAUGGGCAGGAGUUGGAGAUGCGAGUGAGGCUAGCAGAGCUGCAACAGCGUUACAAAGAGAAGCAGAAAGAACUGGCUAAACUCCAAAGGAAGCAUGAUCACCAGAAAGAGGAGACUCCUCGCAGUCCAGCACGUCGAGGCCCUGGUAGACCACGCAAACGCAAAUCAGUCCCUGGUCUUGGUUCUGGGGCCCUUAAUGAACCCCAGAAAAAAGUAAAGUUGGUGGGGGCGGGGCUAAGCCCACUAGCAGAGGAGCACCGGGGAGGUGGAGAAUCGCAAAAGAAGAAGAAAAAAUUGUCCAAUCGAGGAUUUGGCCGACUCAGCUCUACACAGAUGAAGUCACAGUGUUAUCGGAAGAAUAGCACCCUUGAUCAACAAAUAACUCAACUCAAGCAGAAGGUCCCAGGUGGACGACACACAUCUGGAGCUACGUCAAGAGACCCAGAGUUUUCCUCAACAUCUAAGAGCCUGUAUUCUGGCUCCAAAAGAGAUUCCACACAGCUCAGUGCAGCCAAUGAGUCUGAGAGCCUAAGCGAUACAGCCACGAGUGGGGACAGCGGGACACAGGAGUGCUGGAAAAGGCACGAGCCAGUGGCACUUAAAAAGGAAAGAAAGAAAAGUCCUGGAUCAGCAGCUUGUUUGCAGCAGCCAAGGGCCAGGAUCCCACAGGGCAGAGGACAGGAAGUGGAUGAGGACGGGGAGACGUCCCCCCCUGAGAGCGAGUCCUCUGAGCAAGAGGAAGAUGAAGAGGAAGGCAGUUAUGGCAGUGAGGAAGGCCAAGACAUCAAAGCUCCGACGUUCAGGGAUUUGCCGUUCAGCCCGGCCGUUAGGGGCCCUUCCACUUUCUCUGUUGUCAAACUGGAAGCCAAUCAGAAGGCGAAGAUUAAGCGGGAACGACAAGAACUUUAUGGAUCUCAGUUUCGAGCUGUAACAGAUGGGGACGUGAAGGUAAAACGACGGCCCCCCUGUAGAUCCGUCCCCAUCACUGUCUCCAAACCUCCAGGUGUCAGAAGGCGACCAGGCAGGCCAAGACUGCAGGACAAACGCUGGCCUGGGAUCGCAGGCAGGCCGGGUCAUUACAGAAAGAGUAGCAGCCUUCUCUCAUUUCCCAGCAGCAGCAGUGAAAGGCUGAAGAGAGCCACUCGGAAGAGCAACAUGCUGAGAGCCACGAGGAGAACUUACUGGUCAACCGAGGCCCAGUCUCAAGACAGUGAUGAUAACGGCAGCACUCGGAGAACCAGACUUCGAGAGUCUAAAGGUCGAGCAGUCAGCCGUCUGAUGGAGAGUUUUGCAGCAGAUGAGGGCUUCCAUCUGGGUGAGGACAGUAGCUUCUCAGAGGAGGAUGAGAGGAAGGUGUCAUCGAAUAGCAGAAGUGCUCCAGCUCCUCCAAACUGUUUUCUGACCAAAGAGCUCCUGACAGAUGGACUCAAGGUUCUGAUCUCCAAAGAAGAUGAACUGCUGUAUGCUGCUCGUGUGCAACCCCUGGAGUCGCCUGAUGUCUACAGUAUUGUUAUCGACGGGGAGAGAGGAAACCGACCCAGAAUCUACUCCCUGGAGCAACUCUUGCAGGAAGCCGUACUGGAUGUACGCCCUGACACUGAGGCUGUUCUAAAAGAAGGGACUAGAGUGUGUGCUUACUGGAGUGAGCGCUCGCGCUGUCUUUACCCGGGAUAUGUGCGAAGGGGAGGUGAUGAAUGUAAACCUGGUGGGGUUAUGGUGGAGUUUGAUGAUGGAGAUAGAGGAUGGAUCUCUCUCUCCAAUAUUCGCUUUCUUCCUCCUGGUUACCAAAUCCAAUGUCCUGAUUUGAGUCCUAGACCCAUCUCUGAGGGGCAGCUUGACAAAAAUAGCUCCAUGCUAGAAAACAAGACAUUGAGUGAAAGAACAGCAAGAACAGACAGAUUCAAAGCGCAGGAAAAGCCUGUCAGAAGACCAGGGAGGCCGAAAGGUUCAGGGCUAAAGAAGACUCUGUCAGACAGUGUACCCAAGAGCUCAGCACCUGCUGUGACAUGGCCAUCAGUGGCAGCACCCAGGAAGAGAAUGCCUGUUAACUUUUUCCAGCUCAAUGGCUCAGCCUCGAAGAAGGUCUUGAAAGGCAGGGUGGCAGAAACAUCCUCUCGACCUUCAGUCUCCAUGACGACACCAACCAAAGGCCUCUUUAGCAGUAGCUCCUUUGAGGUUGACUCCUUCAGCAGCAUAGCUAACGGUUAUUCAUCCUUUGGCAGCCAAACAUCUGGGAUUUCACUGGAGGGCAAGAACAGUUCUUAUGGUCAAAAGAAGAGGACUGAGGAGCCAGCACCACCUCGGGGCAAGAAAUCUGAAUUUCUAGUCAAAUUGGACCAUGAAGGAGUAACAUCUCCAAAGACUAAAAACAGUAAGGCUCUCCUGUUGCUGGGAGCUUCAGGAUUUGGCUCCAAUGGGGUGGGUGGUUUGCCCAGGGCAGAGGCUUACUCACACCCAGUUCUGCUGGUCAAGGACAACAGGAAAGGAGAUGGCUCACGAGCAGAGCUCCUGCUGAAAGGGACAACAGUCCAGAGGAAGCCAUCACCAUCAUUGCGCAUGAGUGAGUAUGGAGACUUGAACCUUGGCUGCCACAGGGACUGCCACAGCUCCUACUCAGACAUGGAUGAGGAAGAGGAAGAAGUGGAAAGGAGGACGGCCCGUGCCGCACUUGCUUCUGCCUCUGGAGGUUUGAGAACAGCUGGCCGUUUUCUCUCACGCAUCUCAGUCUCCUCGUCUUCCUCUGGUUCUUCAAGUUCUUCCAGCUCAGGCUCUCUCUCGAGUUCCAGUCUGUGCUCCUCUGAAAAUGACUCAUCUUACAGCUCGGAGGAUGAGGAAAGCUCCACGCUGCUGCUCCAAAGCUGCUUGACCCCCCACCAUUCUUUGCUCCAGUCCCCUGAACCCCCUGUGGGACCCCCACGGCACUCCUUUGUGGCCAAAGCUGUGGCAGUGUCCAGUGCCAAAGGUGGGCAUAGCAACCACAGUACUAACAGCAAGCCACAGAAGAGGAAAGAGUGUCCCAGUUCACUCUCCAAAACCUCUAAAGAUCUGGUUAAGAGGCAACGCCUUCUAGCAGACCAGACCAAACCCAGAGUGUCACCCAUCCUGCCAUCUAGACAGCUGUGGAGGUGGUCAGGAAACCCCACACAACGGCGUGGACUUAAGGGAAAGGCUCGGAAGCUUUUCUACAAGGCCAUAGUACGUGGCAAGGACAUGGUGCGGGUAGGAGACUGUGCUGUGUUCCUUUCGACUGGGCAGCCUCAUUUGCCAUUAAUCGGCCGCAUUGAGAGUUUCUGGGAGUCAUGGCAAAGCAGCAUGGUCGUAAAAGUCCAGUGGUUCUACCACCCUGAAGAGACCAAGCUAGGCAAGAGACAUCGCGAUGGCAAACAUGCUCUGUACCAGUCAUGCCAUGAGGAUGAAAACAACGUCCAGACAAUCUCUCAUAAGUGUCAAGUGGUCACACGUGAGGAAUACGAGCGAUUGACCCGCAACAAGAAGGCUGAUGGGAGCUAUCAUGACCUGUACUACCUGGCCGGCACUUACGACCCCACCAGCGGCCAGCUGCUCACUGCAGACGGGAUGUCUAUACUCUGUUAGCACUGGACUUGCAUGUCUGCGUAUACUACUGAGUUGUCUUUGGUCCAAAGUCAGAGAUGUUGCACUGCAAAUAAGAGGUUGGACUUUCUGACAGAGGACCAGGAAGUAGGCUACCACCCUCUUACCCAUAAACUCUGUCUACUCUGAGGAGAUAUGUGCAUGCUCCUCCUAGCGAUACCUUAGAGUACAGUAGAUGCAGUUUGUCCAUGGUCCUAAUUCUCUUCUGAGGUUUUCUAACGAACAUAUUAUGGAUCUAAUUUUAUAUCUGAUCUUAGAUCACCAAAGCAAAACUCUUGGUUUGGAGAACAUGGUGGAUGAUUAUGAAGACUUGAGCCAUGUUGUAGGCAAUGGCUGUGUGGGGGCGCGCUCCGCACGUCACUCUUAUGAUUCCAGGGAUAUUUAAGUACAUAUAGAUCUAAAUAUAUAUUAAGUUCAUUUAUGUAUAUAUAGGGAAUUAUUUCCUAUUAAGCCAUACACUUCAGUACCUCUUAACAUGUCUUUUUAUUCAGGUGUAUAUUGUACAGGACAGGUUGCUGGUGUUUUGUUUUUGUUUGUGUGUGUGUGUGUUUUUCUUUGUUGUUGUCUAUAUGUAAAUAUUUGAAGCUAUUUUAUAUAAGUGUAAUGUACAGAGGCUUAUCUUACCAUGUUCUGAUUGAUUUAUUUUUGUAUAAGUGAGUGAUAUAGUAGUUGUUGAUUUCUGUGAGAGGGUGGACUGAUGAUGUAUGCAUUGCACUGCACACGGCCUGCUGAUACAGUGAGAGAGGAGUCGUCCCUGCCCUGUUUUCUCAUUCAGAGAAAAGGGUUACACAGGGCGCCGUCCUUUUAUCGGCUGCACUUUGGGCAUUUUUUCCUUUAAUGUCUUACUCCAUUUUUUUUUACACGCUUAAUGUUCAAACAAAGAGAAAAAAGUAUUGACACCUUAAAAUGGUUCUACCAAUCUGACAUCAGUGGCAAAAUUGAAUCAGAGUCUACAAAAUAAGGAGAGUAAAAUGGUAAAUCUCAUAAAGAAACGUCCAGGUCAUAUUUCGCUUCGAAAUCAUGAAGAAAUCACAAAGCCUGAUUUUAAGACCAUUUAAAUGAACAAAUAGUGACAUUAAGCACAAUGUCAUUCUCAUUACCAUAAUACAGAAAUGAAAAUCAGAAGGUCUGCCUGGACACCAUGAUUUUUUUGUUCUUGGCCUAAUUUGUGAGAUUCACCUAAAAUACUGGUAUGUAAAACCAGAAGUACCUGAAAAAGAAUUCCGACAUGUGUUAUUACUGUAUCUGAUGCAUUUUUUGUUUUCAAAUGCAUCCUGCACUGUAUUUACAUAUUUCUUUGCUUUUCAACCAAGUUUUUUAGCGCAUUUUUAAAUUUAGCACCCAUCAAAAGGGGUAUUUCGAUUGAUGGUGAAAUACACCUGAUUCUUUAUCUUAGUAUCCCAGGGUCAGGGCACUAAAAGCAAGGGAUUGUUAGAGCACUAGGCACAGCUGGAGUUCAUCGAGAAGUUGGCGUACAGUCAGACUGUACUCCAUGCACUCAUUUUUCACUGUGAGGGACAAUCGCAUUCAUGCAUGAAGGAGCAUCCACUGUUUGAAAGGCUCACACAAUCAUAGCAUUCUUCUUUUGUGCCAAAAAUAGUCAGUUCUGAUUAUGCAAUCUUCACUGUAUUGUACAAGUAUUAUUUUUUUAUUGUUGUUGUUUUAUCGUUUAGUGUUUAUUUAUUGUCAGUGUUACUGUUUCAUUACAAAACCAAUAGAUCAUGAUGAAAACGUCUUAUUUGCUGGGAUCUAUUUGACCCAAAAGUGUCGUACUAACGUGCAUAUGGCUUGAGCUACAGUCAGACCUUCACCUCUUGCGACCCCAUUAACAACAGCUUCGGCCCCGCAGGGGAAGUGACGUUGUUCACUGACCCUCUCAGUUUCCUGACCGUUUACCCCCAUCCUUUCAGAUUUACAAAUGAACUUCUAGAAUCUCCCCAAUGCCACGUUUGGCCGUGUAAUUUGCUUUUUGCAGAGAGUGUGAAAGAAAA